AUGCCUUUAUCUUCUCAAGCGUCAUCUUCUCCAAGUUUGAAGCGAAAACAACCGACCAUCUCGAGCUUUUUCACAAAGAAGCCACAACUCUCGCAGGAAAGCACCUUGAAUGAUGCACUGGAAAAAUAUGAACGAGGUCAAGAAGGGGAAGAGGCUACAAAAAAGGAAGAAGCCUUAAAGGAAAAUUGCAGUACUCGGUUAAACAAUGUUGAUGAUGAGGACGAUGUAGUUGCUCCGGCGCCAAAGCGAGCGAGAACAAACGGGUCCUAUUCACAAAACACCACCGAAUCUCCAAAAGAAACCCACAUUGAGCGUCCUAGGUUAUCGGACAGUAGCCAAAAAACGGAGCUCUCCAAGUUCGCCAGCUCGCCAGCUACGGAGGGAGAAACGAAAGAACGGACAAAAGAAAGAGAGAAGCUGCACCAGAAGUUUGUACGGAGAUUAGGUGGACCGGACUGUCUCAUCGGAAUUGGCAGAAGUACGGCCCAUGAAGCUGUCCCCGGGGAAGUUGGCGAGGGCGACGAGGAUGACGAAACCUCUCCGCCCCCUGCAGCUAAAGGGAAAGCCGCGACCAAGAAAGGCGGGCACAAGCUUACUCCUAUGGAGAAGCAGAUUAUCGAUAUCAAGCGGAAACAUAUGGAUACGGUUUUGGUAGUAGAGGUGGGAUACAAGUUCCGGUUUUUUGGCGAGGAUGCUAGAACAGCUGCGAAGGAGCUGAAUAUUGUCUGUAUUCCUGGAAAAUUCAGGUUCGAUGAACGUAAGUAUCGGUUUCAAUUCACGCCCUACCUCGUUCUCCUCGCCUUUACUCAAAGUGUUUUAGAUCCUUCGGAGGCCCAUCUUGACCGCUUUGCAUCGGCAAGUAUACCAGUGCAUAGAUUGCAUGUUCACGUUAAGCGUCUCGUUUCGGCCGGACACAAAGUCGGAGUUGUCCGACAAAUGGAAACCGCUGCCCUUAAAGCUGCUGGCGAUAAUCGCAAUGCGCCCUUUGGACGCAAACUCACCAAUUUAUACACAAAGGGUACGUAUAUUGAUGAUAUGGAGGGCCUGGAAGGAUCUACAGCGUCUAUAUCAGCCGCUGGUACUUCAAUGGCAACGGGGUAUAUGCUUUGUAUUACAGAGACAAACGCAAAAGGCUGGGGAAAUGACGAAAAGGUGAAUGUUGGCAUUGUUGCUGUUCAGCCAGCAACAGGUGACAUAGUGUAUGACGAGUUUGAAGACGGAUUCAUGAGAAGCGAGAUCGAAACUAGACUCCUUCAUCUGGCCCCUUGUGAGGUUCUUAUAGUUGGUGAUUUGUCAAGAGCCACGGAAAAGCUUGUUCAACACCUGUCUGGGAACAAGACUAAUGCUUUUGGUGACGAGAUUCGCGUUGAGAAGUUCCCUAAAGCUAAAACGGCGGCGGCCGAGUCACAUAGCCAUGUCUCGAGCUUUUACGCGGAGAGGAUGAAGAAUGCGAACGCCACAGAUGAUGCGCAGGCGAGCAGCCUGCUUCAGAGGGUGCUCAAUCUAAGCGAACAGGUCACCAUCUGCUUAUCUUCCAUGAUUAAACAUAUGUCAGAGUAUGGCUUGGAGCACGUUUUCCAGCUUACAAAGUAUUUCCAACACUUUUCGUCUCGAUCACACAUGCUUCUCAACGCAAAUACUUUGAACAGUCUUGAAAUAUAUCAUAACCAGACAGAUCACUCCACCAAAGGCAGUCUUUUCUGGACGUUGGAUCGAACACAGACCCGUUUUGGGCAAAGAAUGCUACGUAAAUGGGUGGGACGUCCUUUGCUAGAUAAAUCUAGCCUUGAAGAAAGAGUGGACGCUGUUGAGGAACUGAAGAACUCAGAAAGGGUCGCUCUCGUAGAACAGCUGAAGGGUCUGCUUGGUAGAAUCAAGACUGAUCUGGAAAAGUCCUUGAUCAGGGUUUACUACGGAAAGUGCACCCGGCCCGAGCUUCUCACUCUCCUCCAAACUUUACAGAUGAUUGCGCAGGAAUUUGCUGGUGUUCAGUCUCCUGCCGAUACUGGAUUCUCGUCGCCUCUCAUAAGCAAAGCAGUAGCAUCUCUUCCAACAAUCCUAGAAGAUGUCGUGCACUUUCUGGACAAAAUAAACAUGCAUGCAGCGAAGAAUGACGACAAAUAUGAGUUCUUCAGAGAAUCAGAGGAGACAGAUGAGAUUACUGAACACAAGCUUGGAAUUGGUGCUGUGGAACACGAUCUUGAAGAACAUCGCUCCACAGCUGGUGAGUGUCUUGGGAAAAAGAAAGUAGAAUACGUCACAGUUGCGGGUAUUGAAUACCUGAUUGCGGUUGAAAACAAGUCACCGUCCAUCAAAAAAGUGCCAGCAUCGUGGGUAAAAAUAUCUGGUACCAAAGCAGUUUCAAGAUUUCAUACCCCGGAAGUUAUCAGGCUUCUACGACAGCGGGAUCAGCAUAAGGAGGCUUUAGCGGCGGGUUGUGAUAAGGCGUACGCAAGCUUCCUGGGUGAGAUAUCCGCCAGUUACCAAUCUUUCCGCGAUAGUGUACAGUUCCUUGCGACGCUCGACUGCCUAAUUUCUCUUGCGACUAUCGCUAAUCAGCCUGGCUACGUGAAACCCGAAUACACGGACCGCACAUGCAUUCAUGUUGACCAAGGGCGUCAUCCAAUGGUUGAACAACUUUUGUUGGACAGCUAUGUCCCCAAUGAUAUUGAUUUGGACAGCGACAAGACCCGUGCUCUUCUUGUUACAGGCCCUAACAUGGGCGGGAAGUCUAGCUAUGUUCGACAAGUGGCACUCAUAGCCAUUAUGGGACAGAUUGGUUCCUACGUGCCUGCACAGUCAGCGAAGCUUGGUAUGCUAGAUGCUGUGUUUACCCGCAUGGGAGCUUUUGACAACAUGCUGGCUGGUGAAUCCACAUUCAUGGUCGAGCUUUCGGAAACAGCAGAUAUCCUAAAACAAGCGACGCCUCGCUCACUUGUCAUUCUGGAUGAACUGGGUCGAGGCACGUCUACGCAUGAUGGUGUUGCAAUUGCGCAAGCGGUUCUCGAUUAUAUGAUUCGGUCAAUCCAAAGUCUCACGCUUUUCAUUACCCACUAUCAACACCUUUCCUCAAUGAUACACUCCUUCCCUGACCAUGAACUUCGGAACGUACACAUGCGCUUUACCGAGUCGGGGUUGACCGAAGAAGAGAUCACGUUCCUUUACGAGGUGGGAGAGGGCGUAGCGCAUCGCAGUUACGGAUUAAACGUAGCGCGUCUAGCAAACUUACCAGCACCUCUAAUCGAGCUGGCUAAACAGAAGAGUGCCGAACUAGAACAGAAAAUACGCCGCCGGAGACUAGCUGGACUUGUGAGGACGGUUGGAGAUGUCUUAUCUGAUCCUGCAAAAGCCAACGAGACUUUGAUUGAACAACUCAUCAGCAGCGCGGAGCAGUUAUAA
This is a messenger RNA of Aspergillus nomiae NRRL 13137, 3399 nucleotides long. It is a transcript of the gene msh3, whose product is annotated as mismatch repair protein MSH3. The record is from RefSeq and is a predicted model, not a curated record. The transcript is spliced from 2 exons. Gene Ontology annotation, biological process: mitotic recombination; mismatch repair. The coding region runs from base 1 to 3399 and encodes 1132 amino acids. Gene Ontology annotation, molecular function: ATP binding; ATP-dependent DNA damage sensor activity; mismatched DNA binding. NCBI's taxonomy places the organism in Eukaryota, Fungi, Ascomycota, Eurotiomycetes, Eurotiales, Aspergillaceae. Gene Ontology annotation, cellular component: nucleus.